UCAGCCGAACAGCCGCUUCUGCCGCCGCCGCCGCGCUGGUCCUCUGUGUCCCCUCCCGGUUCCUCCCUCCCAGUCCCGGUGCCCUGGUCCCCUUUCCUGCUCUCCUUCCUCCUCCCUCUCCGGCCUCCCCUAGCUCUCGCUCUCUUGCUGCAGUCCUUGUCCGGCCCGCCACAGGGCGGGCAGGAGGGCGGAGGCGGCUCCACCAUGAGCGACGAGGGCAGCAAUCGGUGUAGCCGGGUGGACCAUCGGGAAGCCCAGCCGUCCCUGCCUCCGCCGCCUCCGCCCCCGCCACCGGGAGAGCCGGCCCUGGUCCCCACCUCCCCACGCUACCGGCCGCCUCUGCCCGCUCCUUCAGAGCGCACCGCGGGGUCGGGCGAGCCGCCGCUAGAGGUGGCCCCGCGGCGCAAGGGUGCGGAUGAGCGGCUGCCGCCGUCUCUGUUGCCCCACGAGCAGGAGGUGUCAGCGGCCGGCGACUCUUGCGAAGGUCGGAGGCGCCUUCCUGAGGUGGCGGUCCCCGAGAAAACGGCGGAGAAAGGCGGCCCGGGGGAGCCCGAGGCCGGCGCGUGUGGGGAGGGCGAUCGGCGCGGCACGGGAGACCAGCCCGAAACACGCUCCGUGUGCAGCAGCCGCAGCAGCAGCAGCGGCGGCGGUGGAGACCAACGCUCGGGGCAUCAUCACCAGCACCAUCAGCCCAUUUGCAAGAUCUGCUUUCAAGGCGCUGAGCAGGGUGAGUUGCUAAACCCCUGCCGAUGUGACGGGUCUGUGCGGUACACACACCAGCUGUGUCUUCUGAAGUGGAUCAGCGAGAGGGGCUCCUGGACCUGUGAGCUGUGCUGCUAUAGGUACCACGUCACAGCCAUUAAGAUGAAGCAACCUUGCCAGUGGCAGAGCAUUUCUAUAACACUGGUUGAGAAAGUUCAGAUGAUUGCUGUAAUCCUAGGAUCCCUGUUCUUAAUAGCGAGUGUGACUUGGCUCCUCUGGUCAGCCUUCAGCCCCUAUGCAGUGUGGCAGAGGAAGGACAUCCUUUUUCAAAUCUGCUAUGGAAUGUAUGGUUUUAUGGAUCUAGUGUGCAUAGGCCUCAUUGUCCAUGAAGGAGCUGCAGUUUACAGAGUAUUCAAGCGAUGGCGAGCUGUCAACUUGCAUUGGGAUGUAUUAAAUUAUGACAAAGCCACAGACAUUGAAGAGAGCAGCCGAGGAGACUCUGCCACAAGUAGGACUUUGUGGUUACCAUUGUCAGCCCUGAGGAACAGGAACUUGGUCCACCCCACGCAGCUAACCUCACCACGGUUUCAGUGUGGCUAUGUCCUAUUACAUCUAUUCAAUCGGAUGCGGGCCCAUGAAGAUGGGUCAGAAGACAAUGGCUCUGGGGAGGUGGUAAUGAGAGUGACAUCCGUGUGACAGAUACAUGCAGCAGCAGGGAGUGGAACCUGCUCAUUUCGGAAUGUAAUUGCAAUGAAUGGCAAAACCAUAGCACUUCUAAUUGUACAUCCAUGGACUUUUUAAAAUCUAUGCUUUUUAUAUGAACAUUUGAAUUGCAAAUACAUUUUUCUGAGAAAAAAGGAGGCUCCUUGUUUGCUUUGUGACUUAACACAUCUUUUUAAAGUUAGCUCUCAAUUUUGAAUGUAGUAUGAUUUUCUUUAGACCCGUUUGUAGGUACUGGUGUAGUAGCUACACACUGUUAGCAGGAUGGAGGUAAAA
Microtus oregoni (creeping vole) is the source of this 1698-nucleotide messenger RNA. RefSeq names its product membrane associated ring-CH-type finger 11 (gene Marchf11). Gene Ontology annotation, biological process: protein ubiquitination. Gene Ontology annotation, molecular function: ubiquitin-protein transferase activity; zinc ion binding. Lineage: Eukaryota; Metazoa; Chordata; Mammalia; Rodentia; Cricetidae. The record is from RefSeq and is a predicted model, not a curated record. The transcript has 4 exons. Bases 205 to 1398 code for a protein of 397 amino acids.